UAUGGGGCGCUGCGUUCGACGAAUUUUCGUUACGCAUGCGCACAAUUUAACCGUUUUCUAAACUACGCCGAUCACGCAUAUUUGCGCCUAAAAGCAAGCUGUUCCCGGUUCGACGUGAUAUUUUUGUGUUUUAAUUAUUUAUCAAAGUGCGUCGGAUUGGGUUGCGAUUUGUUAUUUUAAUAGUAUUUAGUUGUCCAAAUAACAAUCAGAAGUCAGCGAUUGAUUGGGAAUUGGGAGGAUUCGCAGCGAUGUUGUCAUCAUUGGGUUCUGACGACAGCUCUAAUCAGUUCGAAGAGGUGGAAUCAUGUUCUGAGUUAAGCGACGUAGAUUUAGAGCGACCAUCAACGAGUAAAAAAAAAACAUUACACUCCGUCAUGCCGCUGAGUGUUGGGGUUGAGUUUGCUUCCUACGCUGAACUUGAACAAUCGGUUUUGGCUUACGAAAAGAAAAAUUUUUGUAUUUUCUACAAACGUGACUGUUCAACUAUCGAUCAGUGCAGAAAGAGAGGUAUUUCAAGACUGCUCAAUGCUGAUUUGAAAUACUAUCGGUUAAGAUAUAGUUGUAUACACGGAGGAAAAAAUUUUAAAUCGUUGACGAGAGGCAUCCGGAAAUCUUCGACAUUUCAAAAACAAUGCCCGGCUAUGAUGUUCUUCAUUUGCAGCAGUGAUGGGAAGAAACUAGUUCUGCGAAAAAUGGUUGAUAAGCAUAAUCACAUCUGUUCAAAGAAACUGUAUGAUUUUUUGCCUCGAGUUCGAGCCAUGACAGCAAACGAAAAGAGUCAAGUCAAAAAUUUGUUGGCUCUCGGUGCAAAUAAAAAGUUAAUUGCACAAAAAGCUUUUUCAAAAUCCAAAAAACAAAUUUUGCUUAAAGAUUUGUCUAAUGUCAUGUCACGAAAAAGCGGCCAAAACAAUUUGAAAAAUACAAUCGAAAAACUGGAGAAAGAGUUUGGAGCUGAAUGUCAUGUACUCGAAGAAAAUCGAGAAAUGAAGGGUCUUUUUUUUGCAACAACUGAAAUGAAACAAUCGAUGUUGGCAUACCCUGAAUUUGUGGGUAUUGACGGAACAUUUAAGCUGCUUGAUAUACGAGCUCCGGUUUAUCUGAUGGUUGUAGAGGAUUCAGAAGGAAAUACCGAGAUUGUUGCUGUAUGCAUUCUUAUGAAUGAAGACGCAGAAAGUAUGAUUUGGUUUCUUCGAACUUUUAAAGAAGUUCAUCCAUCGUGGUCAAGUACUAAAUGUAUCAUGGCGGAUAAAGAUUUACUCGAGAGAAGAAUUAUCAAAGAAGAAUUUCCUUCUGCCAACGUUUUGAUUUGUAUUUUCCACGCUCAAAGGACGUUCAAUAGGGAAGUUAGUUGUGAGAAGUUGCCCAUUACACCCGAACAACGGGAUACGGCAAAAGAUCUCUUUCGGAAAAUGCUUUAUUCUUCAACUGAAACGGAAUACAUGCGUUACUAUGAAGAAAGCAAGAAGUUGCCAUCAGCAAUUUUAAACUAUUUUAACAAAAAUUGGCACGAUAUUCGAAACGAAUGGACCUUGAGCAUUAAUUUCAUGCAGAGCACAUUUUUGAACACAACGAAUAAUAGAAUCGAAUCGUUGAACGCAAAGAUUAAAAGUGUGGUUAAAUUGUACAGCACUUUGGAAGAAUUUAUCGGAAGCUUCUUCGCUUUAGUCGCUUGUUUAAAUUCUGAACGCGAUUUCAAGGCCGCAUAUACUUACCAAAAGUCGUUGGUUAUACCGUAUGAAAAGAAUUCCGCAGAAUGGUCUUACUGUCAGUAUCUUACACGAUAUGCAUUCGAUUUCGUCAGUGCGGAAUUGAAAUGUUAUAGACGCGGAAAGCUUACUUAUACCGAACGGGAUGAUGACCAUUUCGAAUUUCGAUUGGCAGGUUCAACGAUUAUUGCGUCUGAAAAGUCAUGCGAAUGUCCUUCAUUUAUGUCAAUGGCGUUGCCGUGCCGGUUACUAUCAAUCCAUUAUCGAUCUCUGCAUUAUGUUCAAUUAUUACUGAAAGUGUUCUUCAUUUUUCUGUUUUUUUCUUCUAGCCAUGUGUUCGUUGUUAAAAAUCUGUCAGGUUGCGAUCUUUACGAUCCCAGUAUUUGCAGUCGUCGAUGGACUCGGGAAUACUUUUGCAAUACACAGCGAGUUUUCAGCGAUGAAACAAUAGACGAUGAAAAUAUUCCCAGCGUAACAGUUUCUUCGAAACUUUCAAAACGCUAUGUUUCUACUGAAAAUCAGCGUUAUCGGAUAAUGCGUGAUAUUACUAGCGAACUUAAUAAACUAGGCAGCGAGGUCACCGGUAAUAUCUUCCUUGGGCGAGUUAAGUUACUAGAAAAAAUACGAAAAGCCUGGUCAGAAAAUCGCGAAUUCCAGAGUUCACCGAUAUCGAUGGAAGAAGUUUCCGGUUUUUCUACGAGUACUCCAGUAUCGUCAAGUCUUCCAUGUGAUUUCAAUUUUGACGAUGGUUUUAAUUUGGGUUCGAGUAAAGAUUUACUUUUUCAUGAAAUUGACGUGAAUCAGAAUACUGUCAAAGGAAGAAAUGAUGAUGACAAUGUCAGUGGAGUAGAAUAUGACAGAACUGGUUCAGUGGAAAAUGAAAACUCGUCAUUGAGCGCUAUGGAUCCUAACGGAAACGCGUGUUUAGUGGGAGUUAACCGAAAUCGCUCAGAGCGGAAUCGCGAUUUAGAAAACCUUACGGUUCCCUGUGCUUUAAAACGGAGGGGACGUCCGAAAGGGUCUGAGAAAACCGUCAUUGGGUUGCGCAAGAAACGUCGUGUGCCUGCAGGAAUUAAACAACGGCCGUUUUUUAAAUUGAGUAUUAAUGAAAGAGCCCUUGUUAUUUUGAAAUGGGUGGUUGAUGAUAAAAUUGCAUACUCAGCAGUUUAUCAUGGUAAACAUAUCCAGGAAGAGUCUGUGGAAUCGAACCCGGACGCAGUUUGUGAUUCAAUUAUCGAUGACGAUAUCAAUAUCUUGUCAAUGAAAAAGUAUUUUUCUGGGGAUGCAUGGAGAGUCGUUGAACAGAUUCUGGAAUGUAAACGGAAAAAUGAUGUCUUUUUAUGCGCUGUAUGUGCUGUUGAUUUGGAUACUACUAUUGACGAAUCUUCAUCGAAUUGCAAAUUUUCUAUACGCUGUGAUUAUUGUGUAUUAUGGUAUCAUGUGGGAUGCGUUGAAUUGAAAAAACCACCAAAAUCGAAGUUGUGGAAAUGUAAUAGAUGCUAAAUGGGAGAAUCAUUUAUUUCUCUUUACUUUCAGUUGCUCUUUUGCUCAUUUAUGAGAAUAUUAUAAUAAGCGUCAAGCAUAUUUUUUGUUGAACCGAAAAAUUAUUAUUUGUUUAAGAAUAUUGUGAUGAACCUAUUUUUAAGGUUAAAGCUUUAAUAAAGUUAGAUUACAACCUUUCAA
Venturia canescens is the source of this 3389-nucleotide messenger RNA. RefSeq lists its product as uncharacterized. The transcript has 6 exons. Bases 249 to 3209 code for a protein of 986 amino acids. The record is from RefSeq and is a predicted model, not a curated record. Lineage: Eukaryota; Metazoa; Arthropoda; Insecta; Hymenoptera; Ichneumonidae.